Planococcus citri (citrus mealybug) is the source of this 2781-nucleotide messenger RNA. Its product is annotated as peroxisomal ATPase PEX6-like. Gene Ontology annotation, biological process: protein import into peroxisome matrix. Gene Ontology annotation, molecular function: ATP hydrolysis activity; ATP binding. Gene Ontology annotation, cellular component: cytosol; peroxisomal membrane. The coding region runs from base 196 to 2487 and encodes 763 amino acids. NCBI's taxonomy places the organism in Eukaryota, Metazoa, Arthropoda, Insecta, Hemiptera, Pseudococcidae. The transcript has 11 exons. The record is from RefSeq and is a predicted model, not a curated record.
AAAAUUCAUAAAAAUCAAAAAUUCAAAACCGAAUCAAAUGUUUUUUAAUAGUUUUUUUAGUAUCAUUUUUGCUACAAAGUCCAAGAGCGAAAGUAGAAGAUUGGUGCUAUUUCAUCAUUUUCCAUCGUACAUGAUUUCUGAGUGAUCUGGUGCUAUGUUCAUCAACCUAUUUCACAAUAAGAUUUUAAUUAUUCAAUGGAAAAAAUGGAAACUAUAAGCUUGCAAGAAUCACAAUUUCAGCGUAUCAUCUGUAACAUUAAAAACACUGAUAUAAUAUUGGAUGAAAAUGUUACUCUUCUAUGCAGUCGUCUUUCCUCUGAACUAAUUGAAACCAAAAGUACUGAAUGGAUUUUAGUAUCCACCAAAACAGAAGUCGAAAAUUUCUUUUACCGGCAAGUUGUUGCAGAUUGCGAUAUUACAUGUAACCAUUGUCUCAUACUUACCAAUACCAAUUUAUUCAAUUUAAAUGUUUGUUCUCCAUCUGAAGUGAAGCCAGCUUUGAAUUGCGAUUUGUUGAUUCGCAGCGCAUUCCAAUUCGAGCCUAAAUUCGCUACUGAAAUGAAAAUUGCCAUGAUCGAUUCGUAUCAUAAAGUUGAUUAUUCAAUAGUUGACGAUUGUUUGAAAAAUUAUUUUAUGAAAUCAAGAUAUCUUCAUAUCGGCGACCUGAUUUGCGUAAAUGUCUGUCAAAUACUUCCAGACGCAGCUUAUAAUGAUGCUAGAAACGUGGAUGAUUUCUUAUACUUCAAAGUUGAGGAUUUGAAAGGAUGUCCGUAUCCCACUUACGAACCUGGAGUCAACUACGGUUAUUAUGUCAGUGUUAAAUGUACUACGCUUCACCAAGUAAAUACCACUCAAUGUUUCGUCCCGAUGUGUGAUAAAACAAUUCCUCAUGAUUUCGAAUUGUCCAACUUCAAAGAUGAAAUAUGUUCCUUGAUUCCUGAUGGAAUGAAUUCGAUAUAUAAUGAAUUAGAAGAUUUGACUUUACCUUUUUUGCUAAUGAAAAAAGAAGAUGUGAAACUAUUUCCUGUAUUUUUAUUCAGUGGAAAAAGCGGAUCAGGUAAAUCCACACUGCUGAAAGUCUUGGCUAAAAAACAAGGAAUUCAUUACUGGUCAGAAAAUUGCAUAUCAAUUCAGAAUAGUAAUCCAGCUCAAACCGAAUCUAUGAUGAAUAAUAUUUUCACCAAAAUCGCUAGUUUGUCGCCGUGCAUUCUACAUUUUCGAAAUGUAGAGGCACUUUGCGAAGAUGAAUCGAGCAAUAAAGACGACCGCACUAUUGACUGUUUUAUUAAAAAUAUUAAGUCAUUUCAGUCGAGCUACCCCGUCAUAAUAUUUUGUACAAGUUCUCAAGAAUCUAAACUAGUUCCAUCCUUACAACGUGUAUUCUUACAAACCGUAAAAAUAGAAAAAUUAAGUCAUACUCAAAGACUUUCACUGCUGAAUUGGAUUUUAAAAAAAGAGAAUAUUGAAACUGAAAAUUUGGAUAAAGUGGUUUCUGCUUCAUCGAAUUUCGUGUUCUCUGAUUUAAUUCAAUUGAUUUCCAGAGCAAUAAGUAUUGCAUAUCGAAAUUUCAUUUGUUCCAAUCAGGAAUUCAUCGAUCAUAAAAGGGAUAUUCUUCGUUCAGAUCAUUUCUUCGAAGCACUGAAUGAAAUGAAUGAAACUUACGCUGAUGCUAUUGGUGCUCCUGAUGUUCCGAAUGUUUCCUGGGAUGAUAUCGGCGGUUUGUCUCAUUUAAAAGAAGAAAUAUUGUCAUCACUUUUGAAACCUAUUCUGCGCAAUGGUUUACGCCGUUCUGGAUUAUUACUGUAUGGUCCUCCCGGAACUGGCAAAACUUUACUAGCCAAAGCUGUUGCUACUGAAUGCAAUUACAACUUUCUAUCGGUAAAAGGACCAGAGUUGUUGAACAUGUACGUUGGACAAAGUGAAAAAAAUAUUCGAGAAGUGUUUUCAAGAGCUCGCGAAUCAGCUCCUUGCGUGGUAUUCUUUGAUGAAUUAGAUUCUUUGGCUCCAAGAAGAGGCCAGAGUGGUGGUUCUGGAAGUGUCAUGGACAGGGUGGUAUCUCAAUUAUUGGCUGAAAUGGAUGGAAUUCAAAAAAGCCAGAAUAUUUUCAUACUAGCUGCUACUAACAGACCAGAUCUCAUUGAUUCGGCUUUACUUCGACCUGGAAGAUUGGAUAAAAUGUUAUUUGUUGGGAAAUGCAAAGAUACGGAAAGUAAAUUAGCUGUUUUGAAAGCUUUGACAAGAAAAUUUAAAUUCACCUCCGAAGUCAAAUUGGAAGAAAUAAUUCUAUUAUUGUCAGAUUCGAGUGAAUUAACUGGAGCUGAUUUAUACGGUAUUUGCUCAAAUGCCUGGUUGAGUGCAGCUCGUCGUCGCAUAAAAUAUUCGCAAACCAGUGAUGAUACGAAUUUAGAAAAUGAUGUAUCCGUCUGCAGCGACGAUUUGAUCAAAGCUAUUUCGCAGUUCAAAGUUGAAGAUUUGAACUCAGAUUAAUUAUUUGUUAGUAUUUUUUAAAACUACUACGAGUUUUUUGUUUUGUGGUACCUAUGGCGAAAUUAAUAAAUGAAUUCGAUUUGUUGAAAUAAACAGACUAUAUUUUUUCGAAUAUUAACAAAAUUUUGCUUGUUCAACAUCUUAAAACAUUAGCUUUGUAAUCUUACUUUUCGUUUUUACUCCUAAACUUCGGCGUUUAAAAUGAUAUACUCAACUACUCGUAACGACCGCAUCACGUAAAUGAAUUACCCAUGUUAAAAUACCUAUUUUAAAUUUAAAUUUCUUUUUGGAAUA